GAAGUCAGAUCUGGAUAGGCAAGAGCCAAGAGAACAGCUACAAUGACUUCAAGAGUUCUGGUGGACAUCCGAGAGGAGGUCACCUGUCCCAUCUGCCUGGAGCUCCUGACAGAACCUUUGAGCAUAGAUUGUGGCCACAGCUUCUGCCAAGCCUGCAUCACAGAGAACACUAAGAAAUCAGUGACCAGCCAAGAAGAGAGCAGCUGUCCUGUGUGCCAGACCAGCUACCAGUCCCAGAACCUGCGCCCUAAUCGGCACCUGGCCAACAUAGCAGAGAGGCUCAAAGAAGUAAUAUUGGGACCAGGAAAGCAGCCACAGGUCAUUCUUUGUGCACGCCAUGGAGAGAAACUCCAGCUCUUCUGUAAGGAGGAUGGAACGCUAAUUUGCUGGCUUUGCGAGCGUUCUCAGGAGCACCGUGGGCACCACACAUUCCUCAUGGAGGAGGUAGCCCAGGAGUACCAGCACAUGUUCCAAGAGUCCCUGAAGAAGUUGAGGAAAGAAGAGGAGGAAGCUGAGAGACUAAAAGGUGUUAUCAAAGAAAAGAGAGCAUCGUGGAAGAAUCAGAUGGAGCCUGAGAGACACAGGAUCCAGAAAGAGUUUAAUCAGCUGCGAAACAUCCUGGACAGAGAGGAGCAGCGGGAACUGAGGAAGCUGGAGGAAGAAGAGAGAAAGGGGCUGAGUGUUAUAGAGAAAGCUGAGGGUGAGGUGACCCGCCAGAGCCAGGCCCUGAGGGAGCUCAUCUCAGAUCUGGAGUACCGGUGCCAGGGCUCCACAGUGGAUCUGCUGCAGGAUGUGAAUGAUCUCGCACAAAGGAGUGAGUUCUGGACCCUGAGGAAGCCCCAAGAGCUCCCCACCAAGCUGAAAAGUGCAUUUCGAGCCCCAGAUCUGAAAAAGAUAUUGCAAGUGUUUCAAGCGCUCACAGAUGUCCAAAGCUACUGGGUGGAUGUGACCAUGGAUCCGCACUCUGCAAAUUUAAAUCUUGUGCUGUCCAAAAACCGGAGACAGGUGAGAUUUGUGGGUGCUAAGCUGUCUGGGCCGUCCUCUCUGGAAGAAUAUUAUGACUGUAGCAUCCUGGGCUCGCAGCACUUCUCCUCAGGAAGAUACUACUGGGAGGUGGAUGUGACUAAGAAGACUGCCUGGAUCCUGGGGGUGUGCAGCAGUUCCUCUGGACCCCCACUUUCUUUCAGCCAGCAUCCUAGCAGUCAGAACACUUACUCCAGAUACCAGCCGCAGACCGGAUACUGGGUCAUUGGGUUACAGCACAAACGUGAAUAUAGAGCCUACGAGGACUCUUCAACCUCCCUGCUCCUCUCCAUGACUGUGCUGCCUCGCCGCAUUGGGGUUUACUUAGACUACGAGGCUGGCACCGUCUCCUUUUAUAAUGUCACCAACCAUGGCUUGCCCAUCUACACUUUCUCUAAGUAUUACUUUCCUACAGCCCUUUGUCCGUAUUUCAAUCCUUGCGACUGUGUAGUCCCGAUGACCCUGAGGCGCCCAGGGAAGCUGCAGUUAGCAGAUGAUGCUUUACAGGGUGAUUUCAGUAAGAAAAGGGAAAGGACAGCCAGUGCUGCGGAUAGCAAUGGGAAUCUCUUCGCCCAGCCACCUCUGUCGUUGCUGAAAGGACUCGUGAACAAACAAAAAAACAAUAGUACAGCAAAAAUACUGAAAGAGGAUAGAGGAUAUCCAGAGGUGUCCAAAGGGUCCAGAACAGGAGGAAGCUCAGGAGUCAGGACAGACAGGAGCAGGGAAACAGCUUCUAUGGCUUCCUCAGUCCUGGUCAAUGUGAAGGAGGAGGUGACCUGCCCCAUCUGCCUGGAGCUCAUGGUGGAACCUGUGAGCACCGACUGUGGCCACAGUUUCUGCAAACUGUGCAUCACUGCAAACUGUGAGUCCACGGUACAAGAGCAAGGAGUGAGCACCUGCCCUGUGUGCCGAGUCACUUUCCAGUUUGAAAGCCUGAGGCCCAAUCGCCAGGUGGCCAGCAUAGUGGAGAUGCUCAGCGGGUUGACACUGUUCCCGGAGGCAGAUCACUGUGAACGCCAUGGCGAGAAACUCCUGCUGUUCUGUAAGGACGAUGGGAAGGUCAUUUGCUGGCUUUGUGAACGUUCUCAGGAGCACCGUGGUCACGACAUUUCUCUCGUGGAGGAGGCUGCACAAGAGUAUGAGGAGAAGCUCCACAAAGUGCUGAAGAAGCUGAUGAAGGAUGAGAAAGAGUUGGAGAAGUUGAAAGCUGACAUCGAAGAAGAAAGAACUUCCUGGAAGAAUCAAAUACAGUGGGAGAUAGAAAAUGUCCAGACGGUGUUUAAACAACUGAGAGUCACCCUGGACGCUGAGGAGAACAGGCACCUGGAGAAACUGACUAAAGAGGAGGAACGGAUUCUGAAUAGCCUGGCAGAGUCUGACAAGGAGCUGACCCAGCAGACCCAGCUGGUGAGAGAGCUCAUCUCAGACGUGGAGCGUCGGCUGGAGGGGGCAGUGAUGGAGAAGCUGCAGGAGGUGAAGGACCCCAUGGAAAGGAGUAAGUCGUUGACUCCGAAGAAACCAAAAACUUUUCCCAGGACAAAAAGGAUGGUGCUCCAAGCUCCCGAUCUGAAAGGGAUGCUACAGAUGCAUGAAGAGCUGAUGGAGGUCCGACGCCACUGGGUUUCCGUGACAUUGGCUCCAAGCAACAAUCGAUUCAUUGGCAAUUGUGCAUUGUGGAGAAAUGGUAGACUUAUACAAGCAAAUGAUCUUUUCCAGACAUGGAAUUCUCACAGUGGCUUCCUGGGCACCCCAGCUAUCACAUCAGGGAAGCAUUACUGGGAGGUGGAUGUGACUAAGUCUUGUGACUGGUUCCUGGGAGUAAGUGAGGGAAGGUACCUCAACACCACAUUCAAGGACAGUGUUUCAUGUUAUCAACCUAAUUCGGGCUACUGGGUCAUAGGGCAGCAGAAUAACGAUAACUAUAAAGCUUUUGAUGAGAGUUACACCUCUGAUCCCUUGACCUUGGCCCUUUCCCUGACUGUGCCUCCAAAACGUGUUGGAGUUUUUCUAGACUAUGGGGCUCGUACCGUCUCAUUCUACAAUGUGACAAACCAUGGCUUUCUCAUCUAUAAAUUCUCCAACUGUUCCUUUUCUGGUAAUGUUUUUCCAUUUUUCAGUCCUAGGAUGUCUGUAGUACCUGUGCCAUACUGUGAGCCAAGCGUUUGAACUUUCUUCUACCCUCUCUCUCUUCUGUGCCCCGCCUCUAGCUGAGGUGUGCAUGUCCUGCCCCCAAGGAGGCCUGCUCCGUUUUCACCGCUUUGCCUGCUGUCUCCUGCUCUUCCUUUUGGGGCCUUCACUCACAGUAGGGUGUACAAAUGCUCUGGUGCCAUGUUCUUCCCGAUAGCUCAUUUGCUCAGGAGAGAAUCUUCAUGCAGCCUUUCUGAUACUCUGAAGGGAUUGACUGAUUCCUCAUUAAGAAAAACCACUGUUGAGGUUAACCACGGUGCCAGAUCUUUAUAGCCCCUUUGUGUGGCACUGAUAAACGAUCAAGGGAGGGAGGGGCAUUUAGCUCAGGUUCUGCCUCCUGCCUCACAAGCACAAGGACCCGAGUUGGAUCCCUGGUACCUCCCCCAAAAUAAUAAGGGAAGUCUUCAACCAAUUUUCUGUGUAUUGGAGACUAUAUAUAUUAUGGAGAUUUCUAUGUAUUGUGCGUAGGAGUUUCUCAGGAAAGAAUGAGCCCUUAGCAGUGCAGUAUGUCACUCUGACCAGGAUGCUUCUUACUCAUCCAAGGAUGAGGAAGAUAGUAUCAUCAUGGAAUGCAGGGAGAUUAGAUCUUUUGCAAAUGGGAUGGGACUAAGAGGUGGAGGCAGGGGGACGAGAGAAGAGAGGAAAU
Messenger RNA from Fukomys damarensis (Damara mole-rat), 3856 nucleotides. RefSeq lists its product as uncharacterized. The coding region runs from base 43 to 3189 and encodes 1048 amino acids. Gene Ontology annotation, molecular function: zinc ion binding; protein binding. The record is from RefSeq and is a predicted model, not a curated record. Lineage: Eukaryota; Metazoa; Chordata; Mammalia; Rodentia; Bathyergidae. The transcript is spliced from 17 exons.